Molecule: messenger RNA, 3267 nt
Organism: Leucoraja erinaceus (little skate)
Lineage: Eukaryota; Metazoa; Chordata; Chondrichthyes; Rajiformes; Rajidae
Exons: 5
Coding region: 2069-2920 (283 amino acids)
Source: RefSeq, a predicted model, not a curated record
GAUCGAACCCGGGUCUCUGGUGCUGUAAGGCAGCAACUCUACCACUGUGCCCCAAGAUAUUAAGAUAUCUCAUGUUAUUCCAAAUCUGUCUACAGUGAGAUACAUGAGGACCUUCAUACCUGGUCUACUCCAUCCAUGGAGGUCAAGAUCACAUUGACUCUCAUCUUCCUAGUCGUAGGAUUUGACCAUCGUGCAGCACGUCUCGGCAGCAUCAGAGAGAUUAUCAUGGUAAUGUAUUAGAAUCAUAGACUCAUAGUUAUAUAGCACGGAAAUAGACCCUUCACUCGUCCAUGCUGACCAAAAUGCCCCACCUGAGUAGUCCCAUUUAGCAGCAUUUGAUCCAUAUCCCUCUAAACCAUUCCUAUCCAUGUACCUAUCCAAUUGUCUUUUAAAUGUUGUAAUAGUAGCUGCCUUAGCUAACUCCUUUGGCAGCUUGUUCUAUAUAUCCACCACAUUCUGAGUGGAAAGCUUGCCCCUCAGGUUCCUAUUAAAUCCCUCCCCCCUCAAUUUAAACUUGUCCUCUGGAUUUUGAUUCCCCUUUUAUUCUGGGUAAAAGACUCUGUGAAUUAAAUAGACAACCAGCCUCCACCGCCCUCUGAGGUAGAGAAUUCCACAGACUCACCACUCUCUGUGAGAAGCUCACCCUAUCAAUACCUACUGAUGAUUAUAUACACCUCUAUAAGAUCACCUCUUAGCAUUCUGUGCUCCAAGGAAUAAAGUCCUAGUUUAUACAAAUUUAGUUUAGUUUAUCAUUGACACAUGGACCAAGGAACAAGAAUUUUUUUUGUUGUUGCAUGCUAUCCAGUCAGCAAAAGGACUAUAGGUGAUUACAAUCAAACCAUCCACAGUACAGGUACAGGAUAAAGGGAAAUACUGUAGGUUCAGUGCAAGAUAAAGUCCAGUAAAGUCCAAUUAAAGAUGGUGCAAGGGUCUCCAAUGAGGUAGAUGGUAGGUCAGGAUCACUCUCUAGUUAGCAAUAAGAUGGUUCAGUUUCAUGAUAACAUAAGGAAAGAAAGAAACUCCGUGAAUCUGCUUGUGUGCGUUUUCAAACUUCUGUGCCUCUUGCCUGAUGAGAGAGGGGAGAAGAGGGAAUGGCCAGGGUGAGACUCAUCCUCCUUGUAGCUCAGAACUUCGAGUCCUGGCAAAAAUCCUGAUAAAUCUUCUCAGCACUCUUCCCAACCAUGAAGGAAUAAUUUCAACUGUUUAGGAAGGAACUGCAGAUGCCGGUAUAAACCGAAGGUGGACACAAAAAGCCGGAGUAACUCAGCGGGUCAGACAGCAUCUCUGGAGACAACCCCGUACGCUAGGACUAUCCGACACACUAGGGACAAUCUACAACUUAGCGAAGUCAGAUAACCUACAAAUCCACACGUCUUUGGAUGGGGCGAUAAGCCGGAACACCCGGAGAAAAUCACGCGGUCAUGGGGAGAACGUACAAGCCCCGUACAGGCAGCACCCAUAGAAACAUAGAAACAUCAAAAAUACCUGCAGGAGUAGGCCAUUCGGCCCUUCGAGCCUGCACCGCCAUUCAAUAUGAUCAUGGCUGAUCAUCCAACUCAGUAUUCUGCACCUGCCUUCUCUCCAUACCACCUGGUCCCUUUGGCCACAAGGGCCACAUCUAACUCCCUCUUAAACAUAGUCACAACUGAACCCAGGCCUCUGGUGCUGUAAGUCCAGCUAGUUGUGAAACAGGAGUCAAUGUUCCUUAUUCUACAUUGGAUUGCAAAGUAUUACUUUUAAAAAGUGCAUCUCCCAACACUGAUCUUCAAGGAGGACAGGAUUGGGAUAUGACCAUGCAAGUUGUGGAUACCCUCACUGGGAAUCUGCUACAGUUCAGCUUGUCUUCUGCCCAAACCUCUGCCAACCACAGUCCAUCCCCCAAAGUGGAGCCGUUGACAAUGUGCACGCAACAGAUUGCAAAACAGGAUAUGGGUCAAAGUUCCUUAUUCUAUGUUACAUUGCAACGCGUUUGUUCAUUCGUGAGGAAGUUUGCACACGGAGCAAGUGGUGAAAUCAAACAAGAGCCAGUCGUGGACAGCACGAAUUGGAGACCACUCCAUCGGCAAACAUGGACCUCUCUCUCACUGUGACCACGAUGUUUUAUAUUCUGCUGUUUCGGACUGUGACUUCAAGUUCCUUAGCAAAGCUUCCCUUGAUGGUGAUAAGAGCUGGCGAGGGAGAAACAGUGACCAUAGAAUGUCCACACGCUCAGAAAACAGGACCUGUCAGCUGGUGCAAAGUCUAUUCUCGAGAGGUAUGCAAUGUAAUAGUCCACACUGAGAAAGAAGACAGUAGUGGAAGGAUAUCAAUGAGAAGAGUCAAUGGGUCUGUUUUUGUAACAAGUCAACUUCAGAAGAAUGAUACAGGAACAUACUGGUGUGGAACAAUUCAGGCAAAUAAAAUCCAUGUUUCAGAUAUUGUCAUGCUGGAUGUUUUCACAGCAGAUUCACGGAUACUAAACCGUACCACAGUCAAGGGCGUGAUGGGCAAUGCCACCACGAUACACUGCCGGUACAAGGCCCAAUUUAAAGCAUAUUGGAAAUUCUUGUGUAAAGUCGUCUCUGUGAAUAGUUGCAGCAUCAUAGCGACGCCUCACGACUACAACAGCAGCAAAUUGUCAAUCAGUGGGAACAAAGUCAACAACUUUGCCAUCACGAUCAGGCACACUGAUGAAGGAGAUGUGGGGGAAUAUUGGUGUGGGGCCAGGACACCAGUCGACUUUGAGAUCUCACAGGUUCAAACCGUGAUGUUUAAAGGAACGAUAACAAAACCAGGGGCACCAAGCAACAAAGCAAGCGGCACCCCACAGAUAUGGCACAUUAUACUUCCACUCGUGCUGGGACUAUUGGUUGUAAUAACGAUAGUUCUACUUGUAAAAAAGAGGAAACAGUCACAAACUAUCCCUCGUGAAAGUAAGUAGCCAACAAAAUAUUUAUUCUACAGUUAAAAUGAUAAUGGAACAAUAACUGCGUAUGGAUUUAUUAUUGUCGUGCAGUGAAAAAAUGUCGUUUUGCAUGUCACCCAGUCAAAUCACACUGAACACGUGUACGUGUAGGAAGGAACUGCAGAUGCUGGUUUAAACCGAAGAUAGACACAAAAAGCUGGAGUAACUCAACGGGACAGGCAGCAUCUCUGGUGAGAAGGAAUGGGUGAUGUUUCGAGUCGGAUGUUUCAACCCAUCUGAAGAAGGGUCUCGACCCAAAACGUCAUCCAUUCCUGCUCUCCAGAGAUGCUGCCUGUCCCGCUGAGUUACUCCAGCUUUUUUGU